UUGGACAGAGUAUCAGACAUCGGUCACAACAUCGUCCAGGAUGCGUUCCUCAUCGCGGUGGAGGAGCAGGCCCGCCAGCGGCUGCAGCGCCUCUCAGCGCUUAAGCGGAUCACGCCUGUUGACAUGUCCAAGCUCUCUCUAGAGUUAAACCGAAAGAAACGGACACUACCAGAGAACCGACAGGAGCUAAACGGCUACAUUGCAAACUCAGCAGUCUAUGUUACAUCUAUUAACGAGAAUGGUGCUAUAGAAAGCAAACCUACGAUAUCUUCACCAAAAUCACAGCCAAAAUCGCUACAGGCAAAGCCCGCGCCCGUUAUAGCGAACGGAGUUGCAGAGAACAAGAAAGAGGCAGAAGUUAAGGAAGAGCAUGACGAGCCGGAGAAACACGAAAAGGAUUCAAGUGAAAAAUUGAAGAUUAAAGUGGAGUGUGAAGUGAAAAUAGAAAGUGAAGUGGCUAGUGCGAAAGAUGUUAUCAAAAGUGACGCGUUGAGUGUUGCGAGGGAGCAUUUGAGCAACGGUAGAUGUGAGAAACUACUGGGUGAACAGCCUGACCACAGAAUAAGAGCUACAGCUGUCAUUGAAAACAAUAAAUUGGGACCAGGAGAGAAUAGGUGA
Parnassius apollo (apollo) is the source of this 618-nucleotide messenger RNA. NCBI's taxonomy places the organism in Eukaryota, Metazoa, Arthropoda, Insecta, Lepidoptera, Papilionidae. The record is from the annotation of a GenBank genome assembly.